Molecule: messenger RNA, 3414 nt
Organism: Diatraea saccharalis (sugarcane borer)
Lineage: Eukaryota; Metazoa; Arthropoda; Insecta; Lepidoptera; Crambidae
Source: the annotation of a GenBank genome assembly
ACAGACACGGGCCGUCCGUGCUCGGUAAUGGCCGUGUGUACUGGGUACUUAUCGCGUUCGCGUGUACACUUAUUUUUGUCAAAUGUACGCCAUAUUGUUUUAUUGUGCCCGAUUAUUUCUCCAUAAAAAUUGUUAAUCUAUUUACAAACUUGACGUUUUCGAAAUUACUAAAGUGGGACUUGUUAAAAAGUGGAAUUAAAAAAGAACAUUCUGCCACGUUAGUUAUUAAUGAGAUUGAGGAAAUUAAAUUCGUGCUUAUUAUUAUUUUUAACCAAAGUUAUCUGAAUAGAUAAUCGUUUGAUUACAACUGUUUGAUUUCUUUUAAUCAUCUUCACUCCGUUCGAGAUCUUAGACUUUGCGCGAAAAAGAAUUAUUGUUUUCUUUUUCAUAAGUUCCGAGUAAUUUAGGUACUUUUGUAUGUUAUCUGUGCGUUUUGUGUGCCUGAAAUAGCCCGUUGAAAAAUAACCGUUUCAGAACAGUCGGUGUGUUUAAAAUUAGUGCAAUGUCUACGCUGAAAGUUAAAAAUAAGAUUGCAUUUCGUUUCAUUGUUUAAAUGAGGAACAUGUUAUUAUGUAUUUAAAUGGAAAAUGUGUUAUCAACACUUGUGUUUUUGUUAAGUUGAAGUGAUCGCUGUUAUUGGAUUGCCUUUGCCAUUUUUGGAUUUUUUUAAACAUGGAGAAGCCAUCGUAUAAGCUUGUUGGCUCUCCGUGUGGGCAACACGGCCAAUACACUUUCUACAAGGCCAUCAGAUUAACGAUAGGAGAAAAAGAAAAGAUUGUAGCCAUAGGCGAUUUUUUCUUCGUAAGAAUAUGGCAGGACUCUGAACUGGUCUCCGUGGGUGAACUGCAACUGCUUUGGACUGACCGUGUCUCCGAUCAGACCCUCGUCAGCCUCAGGCUGUAUUUCCUUCCAGAGAACACACCUGACGGACGCAAUCAGCACGGCGAGGACGAAGUUCUAGCUAUCAAUGAUAAAGUGGUGGUCCGCGCUGAGGAUCUCCUCAGUUGGGUUUGCGAUGGUACUGGAUGGCGGUGGGGGCUGCGCGCUGUAUGGCGGGGAGCGUGCGCCCCGCCACAGGAACCCCGUCUCACACAGCCACUGCAUCAAGCGAAGUUAGACUUCAGCGACGUGGAUAAAGAGAAAAGCGCCUUAGUGGACACGGAAAGUCCAGGAGUGGUGGUGUUCUCUUAUCCACGUUACUGCCGUUACCGGGCCCUCCUUUCUCGGCUAGAAGGCAUACAAGGCGACUGGCUGCGAGACUCGCUUGUGGCAGCCUUAGGAGGUUACGCAGCUCCCACCACCAACACGAGGAUACUUUACUGCAAGGAUACGUUCGAGUAUCCCGAGUUGGAGGGUCACGAGUUCGUGUGCAACGAGUUAGCGCCCAAACUGAAGGGUCGUCCGCGUGGUAGACGACGGCGCGCCUCGCCCGACGCCUCCGCCUCGCCAGACACGUCCGCCUCGCCUGAACGUGACUCCGACACUGAUACACCACAGGUUCAAACGUCACGACGAGUCUCACUCAGGAAUGGUGGUGAGAAGCAUUCUGGAGAUGAGGAACACAGAGACACGGCGGAGGAUCGCGCGUUCCUAUCCCGGCUGAGGCAAUUCCAUAAAGAAGUCGGAGAGCCGACGCCGUUGAAAGAUCUGUCGUUACGGUCUCUGUACAUGCGCGUGCGCGCGCGCGGCGGGUAUCAUACGGUGUGUCGCCGUAGACAGUGGCGCGCGCUCGCCGCACAACCAGCGCGCGCGCGUAACCACUACGAGAGAUACCUUCUACCGUACGAGAAACAUGAGUCCCGGAACGGUUCACGGUUACCCAACGGUCGGCUAGAGGAGCCUAAAACAAUCGCCACCAUAGAGUUACGGGACUCGCCCCAUAGAGAUACAGGUCCCGCGACAGAUAAAAAGACUGAUAUCGAACCACCGGAAUCGAAAGAGGAACUGGACUUAGUAUUUAAACCGGCAGAGGAAUUGAAUAGGGAAUUCCUUGAAUCGUUACCGAAGGAGGAGAAAUCGGAAAAAACAAUGAAAAUAACAGUGAAACCCGUAGAAAAGUUAAUCGAACCUAGUAAUGUGAAUAGACUGUACGAUGGAAAUAGUGAAUUUGCUGUGAAACAUAGUGCGAAGGAAUUAUGUAGGCCAACAGAUGUUGUUAGUGAAAAAAGACCGAGUGAAAAGUGCGAUAGUAGUAUUGUGCCCAAGAGUGAGACCCCACAAAAAUUAGGUACAUUAGAUUCACCGUUCCUACAAGAAACGCAGAGGUCGCAACAGCAGGAAUUCACGAGCAAUUCCCUCGCCACACUCUCCGCGCUCGGGGACAAAUACAACGGUCACGACACUAACGCGGAUCAGAAGAGCAGUCGUCCAGUUGGUCGCAGUUCUUUGAGAGCAGUGAGAGUCAAACCGGGACCGCGGAUUUCUAACCCUUCGGCAAGCACACCGCCAACGUUAAGCGGGGCGUCAUCAGGAACGGGGACAGCAGUGGGGGCGGGAGCGGGCAAGAGGUCACCUACAGUCAACAACUUCGGUAUACAUCGCCCCCCCGCGCCCCCAGACGACGAUGAGAUCAUAGAGGUUCCAUAUAAGCCGAAGUCACCUGAAAUCAUCGACCUAGACGAGUACCCCGAAAGUCCUCAAUCUGUGAAAAAGAAAAAGUUGGACAUUCUCAAAGAGCGAGGUCUAGAAGUGACAGCAGUGCCUCCUUGGCCUCUACCCCCUAUCGUGUCCCCAGUUCCUUCUCUCUUACCCCCCGCGCCGUUACUCCUCAACCCGGCGAUGCAACAUCAGAUAAUGACGCAAGCAUCAUUAUUUCAAAUGUAUAACAUAAUCCCUCCUAACUACAACGGUACACAACCUCCAAAAGUUAUUCAAGCCACUAGCAUAUUCGGUUCGAGUCGACCUGAAAAAACCGUCUAUGGCAACCCUAAAGACCCCUUUAUGCCCCCACCACACGUCCUCCACGGAGUUCCCGUCAAACCCACUAGGGCGGUACCCCAAACAACUUUACCCCAAGACAUAUUAGAUUUAACGUGUAAAUCAGAUUCUCCAAUACCGGCGGUGGAAAUUGUGAGAGUACCAACUGCGCCGUCUCCGUCGAAAAAUAACGCUCAGAAUUUAAGUAAAACGAAUUACAAAUUAGUCGAUGGCAAAGCGGUAGUCGGCUCUAACUUGGAGAUCACCCUCGUGAAUCCUAAAGUCCAAACUCCUAGUAAGAAUAGGCCUCCGCAGAAAAGAUCUUCGAACGGAAAAUUCAUGUCGAGUAAGACGCCGACGCCUCCUAAAGAAUCUAGGUCCCUCGCAUCCCCCUCGGGGCCAAAGAAGAACCCGAUAGUGGUCCCCAAUUACCAGAUCAAUGCGAGGGACGAUGUCUCACCAACCAGUUCCACUGGUAAGUUUAAAAAAAAAUUCUAA